Molecule: messenger RNA, 3654 nt
Organism: Hypomesus transpacificus
Lineage: Eukaryota; Metazoa; Chordata; Actinopteri; Osmeriformes; Osmeridae
Gene: kcnk10b
Product: potassium channel, subfamily K, member 10b
Exons: 7
Coding region: 234-2030 (598 amino acids)
Biological process (GO): stabilization of membrane potential; potassium ion transmembrane transport
Cellular component (GO): membrane
Molecular function (GO): potassium ion leak channel activity
Source: RefSeq, a predicted model, not a curated record
UUUGUCCAAGCCUGCACCACGCGCCCUUGUCAAGCACUCUUAAAAGGAUACAUGACUCUGGACAAAACGCUUUCUGGUUACCUUAUUUUUUAAUUUUCCAAUUCACUAAACAACCAGAUAUGAGUGAAUGUAUUUAUAUGAUAGUGUAUAAGCUACUGUACUAUAGUUGAAUUAGGAUUUUCAGCUAUUUAACGUUUUUGAACACUUGGUGUUUUGAGAAGAACAAUAGAACGAUGAAAUUUCCAUUAGAAAACCCCCGGAAACAAGUAAAUUGGGACCCAGAACAAGUGGCGGUCCAGACCAACUUGGAUCCACCAAAUAAGGUCCAAUCAGAGAUGAUCCAAUCCAGCUUGGUCCAGGCCAGCGUGGCAGCCAUGCAGAAUCCCAUGGGCUGUGAUUUCAAGGCCAACGGGCACUGCCCUCUGCCACGCCUCUCCAUCUCUUCCCGCUCCGCCAGCGUAGUGGCCAGCAUGGAUGCCAGCACGGACGGCCUGGCGGCUCUCCACUCCGUGAUGAAGUGGAAGACGGUGGUGGCGGUGUUUGUGGUGGUGGUGUUCUACCUGGUGGCUGGCGGGCUGGCCUUCCAGGCGCUGGAGAAGCCCUUUGAGAGCAACCAGAAGGACAGCAUCACCCUGGAGAAGGCCUCGUUCCUGCUGAGGCACCGCUGCGUCACCCCCGCUGAACUGGAGGCUCUGAUCAAGCAUGCCAUAGACGCUGUGAGCGCCGGGGUGAGUCCCGUAGGAGACACCUCCUACAACUCCUCCCACUGGGACCUGGGCAGCGCCUUCUUCUUUGCUGGCACAGUCAUCACCACCAUCGGUUAUGGUAACAUAGCCCCAAGUACCGAGGGAGGUAAGAUAUUCUGUAUCCUGUAUGCCAUAUUUGGCAUCCCACUAUUCGGUUUCCUGCUGGCAGGGAUUGGUGACCAGCUGGGCACCAUCUUCGUGAAGAGCAUUCUGAAGGUGGAGAGGAUUUUUAAGCAAAAACACAAACAGAUCAGCCAGACUAAGAUCCGAGUGACGUCCACCAUCCUCUUCAUCCUGGCCGGCUGCAUAGUCUUCGUCACCAUCCCGGCCGUCAUAUUUAAACACAUCGAGGGAUGGACCACUCUGGAAGCCAUCUACUUUGUGGUCAUCACUCUCACCACUGUCGGCAUAGGAGACUAUGUAGCCGGUGGUGACCGAAGAAUCGACUACAUGAAGUGGUACAAGCCAGUGGUGUGGUUCUGGAUCCUGGUGGGCCUGGCGUACUUUGCGGCAGUUUUGAGCAUGAUUGGGGACUGGCUCAGGGUUCUGUCCAAAAAGACCAAGGAGGAGGUGGGGGAGUUCAAGGCCCACGCGGCCGAGUGGAAGGCCAACGUGCGGGCGGAGUUCCGCGAGACGCGGCGGCGCAUGAGCGUGGAGCUCCACGACAAGCUGCAGCGGGCGGUCACCAUCCGCAGCAUGGAACGCCGUCAGCUGGGGCUGGAGCAGCGGGCCCACUCCCUGGACAUGCUCUCGCCCGAGAAGAGAGCCGUGUUCGCCAGCCUGGACGCGGGCCGCUUCAAGACGUCCUCUCAGGAGAGCAUCGACACCAAGCUGAACAACCUGCGCGUGCGGGGGGCCGUGGAGCCAUACGAGGAGCGGCGGCGGAGCAGCGAGCAGCCCCAGCGGGCCUCGCCCUCAUCCUCCGACGACAACCUCUUCAACAUGCGCUUCGGCUCGCUCACCAAGGUGUCCAAGCGCCAACGCAACCGGGACCUGCGGCAGAACGUCCCGGAAGACGUGCGGUUGGCGUGCGAGGCCAUGGGUGGGGGAGGAGGUGGCGCUGGCACAGCCCUGGGAGAACAGAAGGAUGAAGGACAGAGAGAAGGAGAGCUGGAAGAGGAGGAGGAGGAGGAGAGGAAGGAAGCCAACGUCAGUUUGACCGAUCUGCCAACAUGCACGGCAGAUUGCGUUAACCUGAGCGGCUUUGUGCCAGCUCAGGCCAAAGAGAGAGAGAACGAGAAAAUACUGGAAGGAAGAAACUUUCAGCCUCAGACAAGCCCAUAAACAUGCUCAGAUGCAGAUUCAGAAAGAGAAAGAGAAAGAGAAAGAGAGAAAGAGAGAAAGAGAGAGAGAGAGGGUGCGAGAAACAUGAAACAAUAACAGGACUUUGAGGGGCAGUUUUUUUUCCAUUGUCUUGAAAUGUGCCUUUUCUGUUUUCUCCGUGUAGAUCUGGGCAUGCUCUGAAGUCUCUCUAGGCUAAGUUAACAGUCACUGUGUCCUAGUGAUGGAGAAACGUCAGAAUUUGUUGCCAAAAAUAGACAUGAUGGAAGCGACAGAGUACGAGGCUAUGGUCAUACGCCGUACGUCUCAUGAAUAAAACAGCACCUCUACAUAUACUCUCCAUUCCCCCAAACUCAGUUGCCAAGACGCUUUCCUCCUCUGCGUACUUGACAAAAACGACAAAGACAAGGUGGGAACAUUCUCUUCGACUUGGGGGCUGAUGUGAGCCAGUGACCCAGAGACCCUCCGUCUCACCCUCCGGCUGAAUUCCUCACAAACAUAUCGAUCUACACUUUGCCAUCUAAUACCGCAGGAGCUAUUUUUAGCAUCAGGCGAUGGAGCUGCUGGGUUAACCUGAGUAAUAAGAAAGACUUGUUGGGGGGGGGUGGUGGUGCUGGAUCAAUGGACAAUAUAGUGUUCAUUUAUUUAAGUACUAAUAUUCUUACACGAUAGGAUUAUGAAUAAUAACUGUGCUAAUAGCUCACGCCAAACAAGAAUAUUACUCUGUGUGCAUGGUAAUUUAAAACAACACUUGGUUUUCUGACGCUCUCAGGUUGGAGUAAGAUGACUUGAAUGUGAGGUGAAAGCCUAAGGCUAUCUGUGCUAGUGGUUGUUGGUUCAACUGAACGAAAGCGAUAAUACAUCGUACUGUAUAUGAAAUCCAGGAGGAAAUCUUACUGCUGAGCUUGUUUGUCUAAUAAAGUAAUUACUAGUAGUUUCCCUAGAACUAGGAAAGUCAUUAUCUAAAGUAGUCACAUCCUUUAAGGCCAGGUGUCAUAUUGAUCUGGUGGACAUACGACAUGUCUACCAUUCUUGGAAAGGUCCAUAUCACCAUGUUUUUUUAUAAAUAUUUAUUUUUGCUGAAAUAUUUGUGUUGGUUCUCACAACAAAGACUGUUUGAUUGAUUGUCUGAUUCUGAAUGUUAUUGAGUUGAGUAUUUUUUUUAUAUCUCACUGUUAGAGUAUGUUUGCAUGGUUGUCGUUUGACCCAUAUUGUAAUUGAUCCUUGCUAUCUUUUGGACCCACACACACAUCAGAUUGUCCCAAUGACCAAUCACGUUGGUCCUCACAAACGCCUGUGUUGUUGCUGUGCUUCCUGAAGCUUUACACUCCAAAAUGUUAGCCAAUUUUCUACCGUUUUUUCUACUCAUUUAUGAUGUAUACAUAGGGUGAACAGGUGCUGUCAGCCAACACGGUUACAUCAUCAUUGUAGUUGUUGUAAGGGAGAAAACUCCUGUACGGUAUCAUCUGACUGCAAAGCAUGUGUUCCCAAUGGUGAAUAUUGUUACUGUAGAUACUGGUGUAAACCCUGACUGUGCUUCAUACCAGCGUUACCAUGACUUGUGGGUUGCUCUCGCUCAGUUGAUCUGCUAUUCCCCCCCAAAAAGUUGUGCAAACAUUACAUCAAA